AUGCUGUUACCGGCUAUUUUGUUUUUGGCUGGAAUUUCAGCCGAUGUUACAGUGCUCGAUUCGGGAAAUUUUGAUAAUGUGCUCAAGGAGAAUGAGCUAGUUUUUGUUAAUUUUUAUGCUGAUUGGUGUCGAUUCUCGCAAAUGUUGAAGCCUAUUUUUGCGGAUGCUUCGAAGAAGUUUGAGGUGAGGAUUCUGGGGAGAAAAUGAAAAUGAGAUGGAAAUCAUGAAAAAUCAGAAUUUUUAAAUAAAAAAAGGCAAAAUAUGGAGUUUUCUAUACAAAAAUUUGGCUAGGUAACAUUUUCAUGCAAAUUCAAGCUGAAAAAAUGAAAAACAAUUAUAUCCCAUCCAGAAGCUGCAAAACUAUUCCCAUUUUUUUUGCAGACACAAGAAAAAGGCAAAAUUGUAUGGGGAUCAUUGGAUGCUGAUAGAAAUACAGAUAUUGCAACCAGAUAUCAUGUCAACAAAUAUCCAACACUCAAAUUGUUCAGAAAUGGAGAACCAACCAAAAAAGAAUAUAGGUAAGAAAGAUUUUCUGGAAAGAAAAUAACCUAAAAUUGUGAAAUUCUUUUUUCCUUCUGAAACACUAUCCUGAAUUUUGUCAGAUCUUCUCGAUCAAUCGAAGCUCUUUCCGAAUACAUCACCAAACAAAUGCAAUUAUCAGCCAAAAUUUUCACCGACAAAGCAAGCCUCGAAUCGUCAAGAAAUGCUGAGAAAAACACGAUAAUUGCAUAUUUCCGCGAACAAUCUGGAGUAGAAUUUGAGAAUUUGAAAAAGGUUGCACAAUUGAUGCCAGAUGAUUGUGAUUUUUUGGUUGGAAUUGGUGAACAAGGAUUUGAGCAAGAAGUACAACCAGUUGGACAGACACCUAAAUUAGUAUUCCAACCGAGUAGUGUGAGUUUUUUGAAGAAAAAAGGGGUUUGAGCGAAAAAUUGGGAUAAAAAUAGUUUUAUAUUAUUGUUGACCUGGAAAAUGGAAAAAUUCGAAAAUUUGCAGCCUUCUGAAAAUGUUAUAUUUAGGGUUCAGAGAAAUUAUUAAAAAAAAGAUUUUUGAUCGAAAAAUUCCCGUAUUUUUGCAGAAAGCGCAAAACACUGCCCAAAUUCCAUUCAGUGGCGACUUCCAAACAUACGAAUAUCUCCGUCAAUGGAUUUCUGAUCGAUGUGUUCCAUUAGUUCGAGAAAUCACAUUCCAAAAUGCAGAAGAAUUGACUGAAGAAGGAUUGCCAUUCUUGAUUCUAUUCAAACAUCCUGAUGAUUUGCAAAGUGAAAAAGUAUUCACCGAUGCAGUUAUGAGAGAAUUACCAGAACAAAAGAAAUGUGAGUGGUUUUUUGGGAAGGGAAUAAGGGAUUUUGGUGGAAAAGAGACGUAGAGAAACAUACGCUGUGCUGUGUGUGUGUUGGUUUUUCUUGUCUUCUUUCAAGUCUUCUCCCAUCUUUCCCCAUUCGAUUUCAUAUCUAUACCAAUUUAUGCGAUUAUCAUCACCGGGUGUCGUGGCGGGCACCUGUGAGCCAGCUAAUUUGUACAUAUGGCGGUAGACGCGUGGGAUGGGUGAUGAUGUUCAUAAAUGCAGUGAGGAGACCUCUUUCAAACGCCACAUUCGAAUUAUUCCAUUCAUCACCUCACCAUUUGAUUCCUCGCCACUUUCAUCUAUAUCCCAUCACAUGAGGUACAGCUUCAUGUGGUGGACCCCGUCGGCUUCAUACGGUGAAGUCUUACGGGACCACGCCUAAAGCCCUACGUGGGCUCUGGUCGGGGUGGCUUGCCUUGGGCGAGUCAGUUCCUUCCUACUUCUCAUGGGCUGCUCGGAAUCUUCUCGAGGAUUUCUUUGGGAGACUUGCUCAGUAGCGGCGGCAAGUCUCCCAUAGAAAUCCCCGGGUUUAUUCCCACCAGCCCAUUGUGGGAAGGUUAGGUGAAAGGAGAGUUGAGGAAUCCUAUGGUAGGAAGAUGAGUGAUGAAUGAUUCGGUGGAGGUGUUUGAAUUGAUGGUGAGCUGUGAGGUGCCGUGUGCCCAGUGCUCAAGAACUGGGACGAUGCACUGAAUGUCAGAUAGCUCCAGACCACUCGUCGUUUUGGAAUUUUGAGUUUUGCUUUCGAAAUCAUUCAGAAAAACUGAGAUUUCUAAACUUUAAUUCUUUAAUUCAAUAUGUUCUAAUUUUUCCUCUAAGAAUAUCUCCCGGAUAAAAUACGUUUCUAAAUUUAAAUUUAAUAAAAAAUAAAAUCCUUGAAUUGAUAACUGUUUGAAGGAAAUAUUGAAUAUCUGAAAAUUUCCAGUCAAGAGAGAACUUGGUUUUGAAAUUUAGAUAAAAAUCGAAUAACCUAGAAAAAAGUUCAAAGAUUUAUCUCAACUUUUAAAUUUUUCUGGAAAUAAAAGAACUUUUGCUCAAAAAUUAUAUAAUUUCAAAUUUUCAGUCGAAAAAAAUUCCAAAAUACGAAAAUUUUAAUAUUUUCAACAUUUCUGACCCAAUUUUUAUUGAAUUUGAGAAGAAAUACAUUGGUUUUUUCCCAAAAAUCCCCAUUUCUUAUCCAUAUUUCUUUCCGAAAAAAUUAUCGAUUUUUCAGCCAUAAAUUGUCUUGUUGCUGAUGGAAAAAAAUUCGCGCACCCACUUCAUCAUCUUGGAAAAUCCGAAUCUGAUUUGCCAGUUAUUGCAAUCGACUCAUUUAGACAUAUGUAUUUAUUCAACAAUUAUAAUGAUAUUAAGUGAGUUUUGUGAUGAUUUUUGGGCUGAAAAUCUGGAGUUUUGAUACAAAUUAAGCCAUAAAACUCAAAAUACACCCAAUUCCAAGCCAGAAUUCAAAACAGUUUUUGUUUUCAGUGCUCCUGGAAAAUUGAAACAAUUUGUGUUAGAUUUGCACAGUGGAAAAUUGCAUAGAGAAUUCCAUCAUGGACCAGAUCCAGUUAAUCAAAAUCAAGUGAGUUUGAAAAAUUAAGCAACAAUUUUCAGAGAAAUUUGAAGAAAUCUGAACUAUCACAUAAAGUAUCGAUAAAAAAUCUAUCCAAAAAUAUUUGCAGAUCGAAGGCGGAGCUCCAGAAACUCAACCACCACCAUCAGCUUUCGAAAAACUGAAACCAGCUUCAUCCAGAUAUACAUUAUUGGAUAAAUCCGAAUUAUAG
Molecule: messenger RNA, 3108 nt
Organism: Caenorhabditis angaria
Lineage: Eukaryota; Metazoa; Nematoda; Chromadorea; Rhabditida; Rhabditidae
Source: the annotation of a GenBank genome assembly